Paramuricea clavata is the source of this 13056-nucleotide messenger RNA. NCBI's taxonomy places the organism in Eukaryota, Metazoa, Cnidaria, Anthozoa, Malacalcyonacea, Plexauridae. The record is from the annotation of a GenBank genome assembly.
CUCGGUGGGAUAGCUUGGAUUUAUUAUGUCCGUCGAUGUUUUGUUUAAAAUUACUCAUGCAGCUGUAGCUAAUCUUGAUGGUAUUUCUGUUGAAUAUCUUGUGUAAGAUAUGGCCUGCGGGAAAUUCCUCGUCUGAAUCUUUAAAAAGGUCUGACCAAUAUUAGUAGCGACAUUUUUGCUGAACGGUGGGUUGUACCAGGUUAUAUUUCGUUUCCGACUCCUUGAGUUGAUGGUGUUUUGGGAUGUCGGAGGUUGUUGGUAUUUCAAUUUAUGUCGAUAACCGCUCUUUGUUAGGGCUUCUUGAUAUAAUGGCACUGCACGCUGAAACGAGUCUUCAUCAGAUGAAAUUUCAGAAAGGCGCUUGUUGAUCGCUGCUGGUAUGUUGUCUAGUAUUUUGGGUGGAUGGUUUGAUUUGUUGUGGACGUAAAGUGGAAUAUUGUUGGGUUUAGUGAACGGCUGAUACUUUUGGGUAGACAGAUUCAGGGUGACGUCUAAAAAAUCUACUAUUUUCUUGUUGGCUUCGAUGGUAAUUUUUAAGCCAUGAUUGUUGAAGAUGGAACAGAUAUAUACAGGAAUAUAUUAUGUGACAUGUUGGUUGGAUGGAAAUCUAUAGGUUAUGAAUAAUGGGUAAAUUAUGUUGUGUCUAUAUUAAAGGGUGUUUUAUGGUGAAUAUGAAAAAAAUUAGAAAAAGAGUAUGGAGAGAAUGAUUGGAUAGUAUUGCACAAAAACCCAGGUCUAUUGAAGAAAGGUGAAUAAACCAGAACCACAGUAUUUUGCAGAAGUUAAGCUACUGUGGUAUUGCCAUUAUUAUCUGUUUCAAAAGAGAAACAGUCAUGAUAUCAUCAGGUUCCAAGCAUGACAAGGGAGGUGUGUUUCUAACCCACCGGUGGGUCUUGGAACAACAUGCCCAUUUGGAAGUCAUAAUAAGUGGAGUGUGACUGAAUCAGUUUUAAAAUGAUAUAGCCUUAUACUAAGUUCAUACUAAGCUCACAUAUAUCACCAACAUAUGGAACACAACUGAGCAAUGAAUACUGUCGAUUGUCAACAAAAUAUUGUAUGUAGAAUGCCCGACUGAUGUAUCAGCUGACAAUUGACUAACUGGUUGUCAUUUAUUAGAACAUAUAUAUCUUCUCGCAACCGUUUAAUGUUCUGUUUAUUAUAUGGACUUAUUCAGAGUGAGAAAAAUACACACAAAGACGACAUGUAAACAAGCAUGUGAAAGACCAGUAUAAAAGCGAUAUUUUUUUAAUUAUACAGGUAGUACAAAUGAUAGAAAAAUGUUCAUGGUCACUAUGCAUUCCUUCCAACAGCAAUGGAUGUUUUGAGCAACUUGAAGCCAAAGUUCUCCCAACCGGAUCACAGGUAGAUGGCCCUACUUUAUUGUUAUAUUCUGUCUAACACCAGAUAAUUUUACUUGUCAAGUAGAGAGUGCUGCCACUGAAUGGGUUAAUAAGUGCAAUGUCAAAACAUAACACUUUUCCAAAAGCAGCGAUGGGAUCACAAGUUUGAUAAGUACAAUGUUCAAAGGCAGGUUUCUUCUGACAGCCACAUUAGGAUCACAGUAUACUUUAGGUCUAAAAAGAAAAUACUGUCUUGGUAAUAUUUGUGUCAACACAAGCGGGUUUGGAUAGUAAAUGCUGUAAAUGUUCAAAGGUAGUUUUUCAUCCAAAAGCAGCAGGAACAUAGGUCCAAUAAAUGCAAUGUUCACAGGUAGUUUUCUUCCAACAGCAGCAAAAAUAUGGGUGUAAUAAGGCAAUGUUUAUUCAAGGUUAUUACUCUUCAGUUACUAUCAUCUUUUUGAAAUAUCUCUUUAAUCCUGUGGGCUUGAUUGUUACUACUUGUUAUCAUUUUGGUUCAGCAUUUGCUAGGUUUUUCUUUACAUUCAUACUCAAGUUAUGUUGGCGUAUCUUUUUGGAUAAUUUCCUUACGUUCAUUUUUUCCUUAUCAUCAGCUUGCCACUUUCUCUUCAUCCCUGUCUGCAGCCUUGAUUUAAGACUUCACACCAGAUUUCCUUUGAGAGAUUGAUGUUGGUUGAACACAUGUUCUUGACCCGUUGUGCACGACUGGAAUAAGGUUGCUGCUUUGCUGCUUUCCGAAAUGUACAAAUGUAUUUCCAAGCAAUGUUACAGGUGAGUGGCCAUGGCAUUUUUUUACUAUUUUUCGGUAGUAUAAUAUCCGUUUAAUGCCAACAUGAAAAAUUACGCAGCCUUUCAAUUGACCACUUGCGUAAUAGCGAUAUGCCCGCCAAGCAUGACGGUAGGAGGCUGUAGGUUGCUUUCGAACGAAAUGGCUGUCGCAUGAGCGAGCGAUUUCGUUCGGGAGGAAACAACGACGGAUUUUUUACUCUAUUCGGCUUCGAUCAAUAGCAAUUUUGUGUGGAAAAUAACGAGGGUGUUUGGCAGUGCUCAUGUAGAAAAUUUAAAGAAAUUCGGCUCAUUAGUGGCGAACAAAAUUUGUUGUGAAGAUGACCAGUUUUACACACGCCUCCCCUAAAUUCGCUCGCGAAAACUUGACCACAUCAACCAAAACAGGUGAGUUAGCUUUUCUACUGGCGAUCGGCUAAAUUUUUUUGAAAAAUAAGCCCAAUCGAUAGUUAAUCUCAUUAGAUUUCAAGGUUAUUUUAAUCCUAUAGCUUCAAAAAUGCCAUUUUUAGCUUCAUGAAAAUGACAAAUGUUAGCCAAAAUUUUGUUCGAAUUUGCCAUUGCCAGCCAUAGCCUGACAAAAUGUUUUGAAGAUGUUUUGGCGCGAAAAUAUCUGAAUUUAAAUGAGUUGUUUCUAGCUGUAACAAGAAAAUAUAAAGUUGAAAGUGUUUUUCAUCGUUUUCUGCUGUUGUUUUGUCCUCGAGCUGAAGUUUGCUUUGGUUCUUAUACUUCAUUCUAGUUCGAUAAAAUACUCGUGAGUUAAAACAUAAUAUUUACAUAUAAAUUAUUAAUUUAAAUUAGCAAAGUCUUGUAUUAAUAAAUUUUUAGCUAGCAUAUAAACAUUAGAUAGGAUUAUUUUAAUUAAAUUAAUAGGAAGUCAAUUUAAAAUUAGGUAGAUAAUAACUAUAGGAUUAAACAACUCACAUAGGGCUAAGGCUAAGCAAAUAAAAUAUUUUAAAUAAUAUAAUGGAGGGUGAAACAAGCACUUCACAUGAGGCAAACAAUGCUGAAAGUACUGAGGUCACUAGAAUAUGGAAAAGAUAUUGUUGUAUACCACAAUGUCAGAGUAAUACCAGAAAAAAUCCAGAGUUAUCAUUUCAUAAAAUACCAAAAAAUCCUGAAAUAUUACACCCGUUUUCAAAAUUACGCGACCAAGGACGAAAAUGCUAGAGUUGACAUUUUUAAGUUGUCAGUUUUAAGUCAUUCGGUCAUGAAGUUUAAACUUUGAGUUUUGCGGUUCCUUGUCGAUGUAUAUGCUUUGUAUGCUUUAUAUAAACAGACUUACAAUGAUUUUCAAGAUAUUUUAGUGAGAAUUAUUGCAAAAUUUAAGCACAGACAAAAUCAUAACAUCACCGUUAUAGUCUAGCGCGCGUGGUUUAUACUGACGAUCACUGACAGCUAAAUUCCAGGAUAAAUUGUUAUUUUUCAAACUUUAAAAGUUAUUCACGGCACCUAUUUCUGUUGUGAUGGUUUGUAUCGUGCUUUAGUUUGUAUAUCUAAGUUAUCCAACUCAUUUUUGUUCAGUUUUGGUAUUAAAUACAGUUUAAAAUGUCUUUUGACAGUUUGUUUACGUUUGCUAUUUUUAGCAGUUUUUUUGUGACAUAAAACUGACAUUUGAAGUAAGAGUAUUUUUCAGGGAGGUCGCGUAAUUUUGAAAACGGGUGUAAAGAAAAAAUGGGUACAAUUGUUGAAAAGGAAAGGCGUAAGGGACCCUGGUCCUAGUCACAGAGUAUGUUCAAAGCAUUUUGUGGAUGGCAAAAAAUCCUACGACAACACUAUUCCAACAGUCUUCACCACAUGCACAACCAGUAAACCAAACAGCUGGGGCAGCUGUAAGAAUAACAGUUGUUCCGCCUGAUCUUGAAACACCAUCCAUUGUGGAAAUACCCGAGAAUGAUAAUAACACUGAAGAUAAUAACACUGAAGAUAAUAACACUGAAGAUAAUAAUACUGAAGAUAAUAACACUGAAGAUACUAUCAAUCAACUGAAGGACAAAAUAACUCUACUUGAGACUCAGAAAACAGCUAUGCAAGCAAAAUUUGACAAAGAUGUUGAAAAUGUAAAAUGUGGUUUAUUUCGUAUUGAAAAAUUUAUAAGCAGUGACAGUGACUUUAGAUUCUACACUGGCUUUCCCAAUUAUUCAUGUUUUAAAGCUUUUUACGAUUACCUUUCACCAGCUUGUGAACAUCUUAUGUACUUUGGCACACACACCACCCCUGUAACUUCGGAAUCUCAAAACAAAUGUGGCAAACCAAGAUCCCUGUCACCAGAACAAGAAUUAUUUCUUGUUCUGGUAAGGUUACGUUUGGGGUUACUUCUCCAAGAUAUUGCACAUCGAUUUAACAUUUCAGCAAGUCAUGUGUCUCGAAUUUUUAAAACCUGGAUUAUUUAUUUACAUCACCGCCUUCGUUCCCUAUCAAUUUGGCCCAGUCGCAUAUUUAUUGACGAAAACAUGCCCCCCUGCUUUCAGCAAGCCUAUCCAAAAACCAGAGUGAUUAUUGAUUGCACUGAAAUCUUUAUUGAAAUGCCCUCAUCAUGCAGGAGUCAGUCAAUCACAUUUUCUAGUUACAAGCACCACAACACUGCAAAGGGCCUGAUUGGUAUUUCACCCAGUGGAUACCCAAGUUUUGUUUCAUGUUUAUAUGCGGGGCGCACAAGCGACAAAAAAAUUACCAACGACUGUGGCAUUCUAAAUCUGGUGGAGCCUGGAGAUGAAAUAAUGGCAGAUAGGGGAUUUGAUAUCGAGGCUGAUAUUCCAAGCGGAGUAUUGUUAAACAUUCCGCCAUUUCUAAACGGACAGCCUCAAUUAUCGGCAGAAGAUGAAGCUAAAACACACAAAAUCGCAUCAGUCAGGGUUCAUGUUGAGCGUGCAAUAGCCAGGAUAAAAAAUUACAGAAUCUUGCGCCAAGUUAUUCCAUUGACAUUGGCUGAAAACUUAGAACAAAUUUGGAGUGUUUGCUCCUACUUAACAUUGUUUUUACCGCCAAUAAUUAAGGAUAAACAAUCUUAAACUGUUGGUUCUAUUGUGAGCCUUGAAUUAUGUAGCAUUUAUAUAUCAAUGCACAAAUUAUAUCAUACUAUUUAUUACAAUUCUGGUAACAUAUAUUCAGUAUAGAAACUGCUUAGCUCUGGGACAAUUUUAUGCCAAAAGUCAAUGUCAAAAUAGAUCCUCUCAAUGUGUAGGUCAACAUUUGUAAAAACAACAAAAUCACAUCAACUAACAUUCAGUGUGGCCAUGCACCCUUGAAUUUGGUAAAAAUAAUUGUGUGAUUUUUUUAACUGUAUCUUCCCAUUAAGUUUUUGUAAACAAAAGUUUUUGUCUUUGCAUGCCUCAUCAACAGUCAUGUCUUUUUUUGAGAAUGGGCAUUUCACCUCCCCAAUACCAAAUGAGUUGGCUUCUGCCCCAUCGAACACUAAAAAAUCAGGACUGGCACCCAACCAUGGAAACCUUGAAUUUACUACAAAACCACAAUGUGCGCACACAUCAAUGUUUCCUUGUUGUUUUUUCGUUUUCUUAUAUUCCAUGAUAGCCUCACACUCCUUGUCUUUUCCCCACUGGCACGGUUUUGGGCACUUAGACCGACUAGACUUAAUGUUUGACAUUAAUGUUUUUGGGUACCUUUGCCGCCUGCGCUUAACUAUUGGACCAAAAUUUGACGAGGUGAGUCGUUUUCCACGUUCCUCAAACCACCGGUCUUUGGAUGAUUGUUCCCUAGUGUUUCGUUCAAUUUCAACUAUUUCUUCAUAUGAGGUUUUGACAGAUGAUUGUAAAUUUUUAAUGGUUUCACAUUGACAUUGUGUAACAGUUUCCUCGGCUGUUGUAGGUUGUAGGUUUUUAAAAAUUUUAUCACGAACACUAGGGUCAUUAAUGUUAAGUUGCAUUGAAUCAGUGUAUCUCUUUUUAGAUGGUAUAUCUAGAUGCAUGCUUUUGAAAGGGUAUGGCUCACAGAAGCAUUAGCCAACUUUUGAACUUCAGGUUUUGUAAUAUUCUGUGCAAAAUGUGGAAUGGGGUCAUGCAUAUUUGGGGCUUGUUGCUCGUUUUUCCUCUUUUUACCCACAACAUCUUUUUCGUAUGUGGCCUUUUUAAAUGCCAUGUUCUCAUAAAGAAACAGGCUUGUCAGAUUCAUCUUUCCUUGGUACAUGCCAUUGCUGUAGUAAUUGUGUACAAGUGGGCUUAUCAGGGAUUUCUGUCAUGUCUAAUUGUUUAUAUUCAAUUACUUGAAAUAGCAGAGCAACAACAUGUUUGCACUGCCCACCUUUCCCUGCUGUACAUGUACAGUUGCUGUGCACAACCUCCCCAUUAGCUUCAUUUAGAUGAACAUAUACAGUGUACACAUUGUUUUUCAUAGCAGCAUUUACACAGCCUUUAACUAGGAAACACGUCAUGUUGCCUUUCGUGACAUUUUUUUUAACCUUAACUUGCCCAACAUAUUUAUCUUUAAACAAUUGAUAACCUAGUUUCUUGUGUUUUUGAGCACCAGCACCAGCAUGUUCAGUUCCAAAAUGCUUAGUUAGUAACUCAUACGUAAAUGAUGGGAGGCCAUGUAAGUCCCUUGUCCACCUUUUCAAUUCUGUAGCAGCAUUGUUUGCCUCAUGUGAAGUGCUUGUUUCACCCUCCAUUAUAUUAUUUAAAAUAUUUUAUUUGCUUAGCCUUAGCCCUAUGUGAGUUGUUUAAUCCUAUAGUUAUUAUCUACCUAAUUUUAAAUUGACUUCCUAUUAAUUUAAUUAAAAUAAUCCUAUCUAAUGUUUAUAUGCUAGCUAAAAAUUUAUUAAUACAAGACUUUGCUAAUUUAAAUUAAUAAUUUAUAUGUAAAUAUUAUGUUUUAACUCACGAGUAUUUUAUCGAACUAGAAUGAAGGAUAAGAACCAAAGCAAACUUCAGCUCGAGGACAAAACAACAGCAGAAAACGAUGAAAAACACUUUCAACUUUAUAUUUUCUUGUUACAGCUAGAAACAACUCAUUUAAAUUCAGAUAUUUUUGCGCCAAAACAUCUUCAAAACAUUUUGUCAGGCUAUGGCAUAGCUGGCAAUGGCAAAUUCGAACAAAAUUUUGGCUAACAUUUGUCAUUUUCAUGAAGCUAAAAAUGGCAUUUUUGAAGCUAUAGGAUUAAAAUAACCUUGAAAUCUAAUGAGAUUAACUAUCGAUUGGGCUUAUUUUUCAAAAAAAUUUAGCCGAUCGCCAGUAGAAAAGCUAACUCACCUGUUUGGUUGAUGUGGUCAAGUUUUCGCGAGCGAAUUUAGGGGAGGUGUGUGUACAACUGGUCGUCUUCACAACAAAUUUUGUUCGCCACUAAUGAGCCGAAUUUCUUUAAAUUUUCCACAUGAGCACUGCCAAACACCCUCGUUAUUUUCCACACAAAAUUGCUAUUGAUCGAAGCCGAAUAGAGUAAAAGAUCCGUCGUUGUUUCCUCCCGAACGAAAUCGCUCGCUCAUGCGACAGCCAUUUCGUUCGAAAGCAACCUACAGCCUCCUACCGUCAUGCUUAGCGGGCAUCGCUAUUACGCAAGUGGUCAAUUGAAGGCAUUCUUGCGCGUCAUUCUCAGUCCCCUUACGUGCGCGGCCAAACUUUUUUUAUAUUUUUCUUUAUUUUCCGUAAAUCUGGUGAAAAACAGACUAGAUAUGAAUGAAAAGUUGAAUUCUGGUGUUUUGUUUGGGUUCAGUUCUAAAUUUUAAUUAUUAUUUAUUUAAAAGAUGCGAUAUUUGAGUGGAAAGAAAGCAAAAUAGCGCGGGAUUGUUGUUUUUGUAAAUGACAAGGAGUGACAAACAAAACACAAAUGUCACUCAAUCUUUCAAAAUAUCUGUAUUGCCCCUAUUGACAAGGGUUUCACACAUAUAAAUAACUCAUUAAAAUAAACAGUUUAAGUUUAUAAGACAAUCAUCAUAGUGAUUUUAUUAAAUAAAAAUAAAAAAACAAAAUUUUCUUGCAUGUAUGGAAUUAAAUUAGAUAAAAACUGGCUCGAAAAGUGCAGUUAAAAAGCAAUUUUAGGUCAGGAAAACGGACUAAAAUAAGCUAAAUAAUGGUGUGAAAACUGAAAAUCACCAUAAAAACAAGAAAGCGAAACAACCAAAGCUCAAAUAAAUUCCCUAUUUAUCAGUAAAAAUACAGAUUUAUUAAAAAAAAAAAAAAAAGUUUGAAAUUAGUGUUUAAAUUCGCAACGAAAAAUACAGAUUUACUCACACAUACAGUGGGAAAAUGCAGCAGACUGAUAGAUUAGAUGAAGGAAAUCAGGUUUACAUGAAAUAAAUAAAGUUUAUUUUCUUUUUUGCUCUUUUAAAAUGAAGAAAAACACAACCCGAGAGUCGCGGAUCCAUCACUUCCCGCCAUGAAAAUACAAAAAAUGUUUUGCCGCGCGGGUAAGGAGACUGAGAAUGACGCGCAAGAAUGGCUUCAAAAUCCGCCAUCUUUGACUUCACUUUUUGAUUACGUAACUGACUGAAGUCAGCCUUCCAUGUAUAUAGUUCACUGCAGCAAACAUGAAAAUCCGCCAUGUUUUUCCGGACACUCGUUUGACUGACGGAUAGAUAGGAGCACGUCCUCCAGUAAUAUUAUAGCUCAGUGGACCCACCCCCACCAACCCCCACCCUACACCGCGUAAAAACGUCUGCGCAUGCACCAAAUUAUGAAAAUAUGGCGGGGAAUUUGAAUAUCAAUUUUUAAAACAAAAACAUGCUUAUUAAUUGGUCAAAAAUUAGUAAAACAAACGAGAAAAUAUAGCAAAUGGGUAGACUAGACAUUAAUUGAAAGCGUCCUGGCAUUUAAAGUAUGGAAUGAAAUAUAAUUCAUGUAAAAAAGUGUUGAUUUUAACGGACACGACUUCGAAAAUUUUUGCAAAAUUAUUCAAAACAAAAAUUCAAACUAAAAAGUUAAGAAAACUCUCGAAAAGUUAAGCUUCUUAACCCACUCAAAUUGUAGAAUAAAUCCUAAAGUUUAAUUAUUGUGAACACGACAAUUUUUUAUAUUUGGCGACACAGUUUUUUUUAAAGAAAUGUAUCUCAAACGAAAAUUCGGAAAUUGUCGUUGCUUAGUUGAUAAACAAAAUGUUUCAGACGAUAAAUUUGUCAACAAUCACCUUUAGUUCAUGUUCUUGUACAAUACAAUUUCUUGAACCUUCUGGCUGUAUUUAUUCCUAGUUUUUAGAAUGACAUGUUUAUUUUUGCGCUCGAAAUCUGGCUGUAAAGACGCACAAUGAAGUCACUCCUUUUUACCGCCAUUUUGAGCCUUCGGAAACGUUCGGAACAGCUUCUCAUCAACACCGCGGAAAAACGUCUGCGCAUGCGUCAACCUUACCUGUAAUAGUAUUGCGAACUUGAUGAGAAGCUGUUCUGAACGUUUCCGAAGGCUCAAAAUGGCGGUAAAAAGGAGUGACUUCAUUGUGCGUCUUUACAGCCAGAUUUCGAGCGCAAAAAUAAACAUGUCAUCCUAAAAACUAGGAAUAAAUACAGCCAGAAGAUUCAAGAAAUUGUAUUGUACAAGAACAUGAACUAAAGGUGAUUGUUGACAAAUUUAUCGUGUGAAACAUUUUGUUUAUCAACUAAGCAACGACAAUUUCCGAAUUUUCGUUUGAGAUACAUUUCUUUAAAAAAAACUGUGUCGCCAAAUAUAAAAAAUUUUCGUGUUCACAAUAAUUAAACUUUAGGAUUUAUUCUACAAUUUAAGUGGGUUAAGAAGCUUAACUUUUCGAGAGUUUUCUUAACUUUUGAGUUUGAAUUUUUGUUUUGAAUAAUUUUGCAAAUAUUUUCGAAGUCGUGUCCGUUAAAAUCAACAAUUUUUUACAUGAAUUAUAUUUCAUUCCAUACUUUAAAAGCCAGGACGCUUUCAAUUAAUGUCUAGUCUACCCAUUUGCUAUAUUUUCUCGUUUGUUUUACUAAUUUUUGAAAUAAUAAGCAUGUUUUUGUUUUACAAAUUGAUAUUCAAAUUCCCCGCCAUAUUUUUAUAAUUUGGUGCAUGCGCAGACGUUUUUCCGCGGUGUUUAUUUUGUCCGUCCCUCGAUAUAGACAGAUCUGUAUUGUCUGUAUAUGUAUGACUGCCUUGUAAUAUUAGUGAUGCACCGAUAUCCAUAUCGGCGUAUCGGAUAUCAGUAUAUCGGCCCUAAAUUCAAUAUUUCGGUAUUUUUGUCGCCGAUAUUAUCAGUAUUGUAUUAUAGCAAAUUUACACAGUGUAUUUUUUAAAGUAUAUUUUGGAUUCCAAUUUGGUUGUAACUCAACUCAUACCCGAAUGUAUCAAUAUAAAUUGGAUAUUUAACAAUUAUUCGCCGAAGGCGAGGUGAUUAUCGGGGAAUAUUCCCCGAGCCUGAGGCGAAUAAUUGUUUUAGUAUUUUUACACAAAUCUUUUGUGUUUUUUGGGACUGAAUUUAUUUUAAUUUCGCUUAUUUCUUUAUCAGUAACUUACACAAAACGGCUAGCCACCAUUUUGCAAAUUUUGAUUUUGUUAUAUAUAGGUGAAUAUGACAGCUUAAUACUCAAAUUUGACCAAUCAACCAACUUGUAUAGGAUUUGUUAUAUUCACUUGUGCAAAAAUACUAAAUAGCCAUAUUAGAAGAUGUUAUCCAUGCAUCACUAUGUACUGUAUACAUUUGUAUACAUCAUGCAUGUGCAUGUCAGUUCAGUACCUGCAGUUUUACGUUUAAUCCUAAAUAUGGUAAAUUUCUUUCCAACAGAUGAACUGCAGCCUGAAAUAAAAUCACAACCUGUACCCAAAGGAAAGCCUGGACCUGUUCAAGUUGUAGUCGGUAGCAAUUUCGGAAAGAUUGUACUUGACGAAACAAAAGACGUUUUAAUAGAGCUUUAUGCACCUUGGUGUGGACAUUGCAAGGCAUUAGAACCGACAUAUAAAAAACUUGCUCAGAAAUACAGGGACGAGGCUAACCUUGUUAUUGCUAAGUUGGAUGCCACAGCCAAUGAUGUACCAGCUGAAUACAAAGCCAGUGGGUUCCCAACUAUUUUUUUCGCACCAAAAGGAGGUAAGUCGAAGCCUGUAAAAUACGAAGGUGCGCGGGAAUUGAGUGAUUUUGUUAAAUUCUUGGAAGAAAAUUCAACAGUUUUAUCUAAAGAGAAAGCCAAGGCAAAAGAGGAACUGUAGUUUUUAAAUUCAGUAUUGCAGUAAUGUCAGGUUGGCGUUGCAGGAGCUGUUUCGUCGGUCAUGAUUUAGUAAUUAAUAAUGUAAAUAUAUCUAUUCUAUUGAGUAUUGUUAGAGAAAUUAAAUGCUUCAAACUACUGUCCGCAGUACGAAAACAUGUCUUCUGCUAUUUAACAGUAGCAACAUGUGGUGUUCUUCAAGAGUAAAACGAUAUUAAAAAUACAGUAAGUAUGAGCAAGCAGAGCACUGACUGCAGUGUCUCAUAAAAUUCAUAAAAACUCGUCAUGGUGAUAAUUCUGAGUACAAUGGUACAGGAACGGGGCACGGCCCUCCAAAAACCAUUGUUGCUGAGCAAUUGGUUUGUUAAAACUGCCCUCAUAAAAUACAAAACAAUUCCUGCCCUAGACUUUUCUCGUAGUGCUUUCCCCGCUCCAUGCCUCUUUCCCCCAAUAAUUUGUUCGUUUCUACGCCCCUGAAAUAUUUUCGCAGGCGCUUUUGCCAGGAUGUGGAGAGAACCGAAGUAUUACAACGCCUAAUCAUAUAUACAUGGUCUUGCGCAAACUUUGCUCUCGGCACCAGCUUUGCGUCCAUAUAUUAAUUGUGUGUUUUAAGUUAGCUGCGUAUACUCACUUGUAUGCAAGUUUGUCUUUGCAUGUAAACAUUGAACAAAUGUGUUUUUGUGCCAAAAUGAAACCUCAUCAAUCAAACCUGAGAGUGCUUAUUUGCAUGCACUUACAUGCACUUGCAUGCAUGCAGCAUUUACAUAUAAUACACGUUGUCAUAGACAGAAAUAAUGUUGUCAAAAAUUUGGACAAUUGAUUGAUAGUAUCGCUUGAAAUCGCAUUAGUUGAGUUGUAUUAUUGAUCAGUUUGUUUUGUAUUUCAGGAAUUACAGUAAGGUAUACUGUUGUGUAUAUAUGCAUGCAUGUACAAUGCUCGCAGCUAGUAAGUGAGUAACCCUAGCAGCAUGAUGAGAAUUGAACCUCAGACGAAACCUUCAGACUGAGUACAAAUAGUUUGCAUAUAUAGCUGAAAGUAUGAGGCAAAUUUGAGUCAUUCAUCAGAGAUUCGAUUACUAUUAUUCAUGCGUCCACCUUUUUUUGCGUGCUUAUAAAUUGGUUAUAUAUGUCUCCAAAAUAAUUACAGUUCAUUUUCUCCAAAACGCUAACAGUAUCUUGAUAAUUAUUUUUUGUCAGGAAAGUAUUUUAAUUUAGCCCUUGCAUGUAUAAUCGAACAUCAUAAUUACAUACUCUAUAGUCUAUAGUAUAUAGGCGUCAAGUUACUGUAAGUUCAUGCACUUCGUUUUGUAUGGCCUAGAUGCAUGGGUAAUCGACAACCUAUUCACAAUUUCUCUCCGUCAAGAAUACAGAGGAAGCAUUCCAUUUACCGGAAAAAGAUAAUAGUGACAUGUAAUAAUGAAGUGUGAAGUGAAUUUAAUGAAAAUACAGAUGAUUUUGUUUAAUUAUAUAUCCCAUUCCUCGUAUGUCAGUAUAAAUGCUUUAUUCGAACUAUAUUAGUUUUUUGUGGUUCCACUGUCUGACUAGGGGGGUCGACAUACAUGAUAAAACUGCGCGCGUGUGGUUCUGAAAAAGCAAUUAAUAUUUUUAGGAGACGGGACAAAUUCAGAACCGUAUGAAAUUCAUCCGGUUCUACUUGUUUAUAUGAUGGCAAUCCAUGCACUUGACCGGCACAAUAGACAAAACCUUGCAAAUAUGAGUCCGGUUCCGAUCAUUAGUCUGAUCUCGUUAAACACAGCCUUAAGCCUAUAACCGUAAAGUUAUAGAGAGGAGGGAAACGGGAUGAAAGAGAGGAAUUGGCUGAAUUCAGGAAAUGACAAA